AUGGACAGUAUCAAGGUAGUUCAAGAACUUGACUGUGAUUACCUGUGGGUUGAUCGACAUUGCAUCAAUCAAGAUCCGAAAGACCCUGACAAGGGCGAACAGAUACAAAGGAUGGAUGAGAUCUAUUCUCAAGCAUGUUUCACGAUAAUCGAUGCCGCUGGAGUAGACUGUACCUCUGGUUUGGCUGGCGUAAAUCUCCCUCGACAAUCCGAUCCAGUGCAGCGAUACGCCCAAGUCAAUGGUGUAAACCUCACCUACCUCGGUACGCCUCCCGCAGAAAAGAUUCGGUCCAGUCGCUGGGCUUCUCGUGGUUGGACGUAUCAGGAAGGUAUCCUAUCGCACAGAAGAAUCUUUUUCACUAAUGAGCAAGUCAUAUUCCAGUGUAAUAAUAUGACUUGUCUCGAAUCAUUUGAUAUUCCCAUGAGCAUUCUGCAUCAAAUUAAAGCCCCAAAUUUAAAGAUGAAGCCCAUGCUUAGGGAUUUUGAGCCUCUUGUUUUGGCCGAUAAUAAUCUUGGGAGUCAUUUGAUGGAGUUUAGCAAGAGAGACCUUACUUAUGAUAAAGAUUCUCUUAAUGCCUUCCUAGGGAUACUCAACGUCUACCGCAGAGAGAAGGAUUAUUUUCACUUUCAUGGAAACCCAUUUCAGGGAGAGAAAAGGUGUAUGAUCAAUGCUUGGUACCAUAUCGAACCUGGGACUAGAAAGGCCGAUUUUCCCAGUUGGUCUUGGACUGGUUGGAAAGGCGCGAUCAAGAUGACCAGCUAUGAGAAUCCGGACCAUGACGUUAAAUUAGUCACCGAAGCUGAAGGUCCUAUCACACUCGACGAAUACAAGACGGCGUGCAAGGAGAACCCCCCACAAGAAAUAAAACCCGCCAUUGAAAUGACAGGGAAGAUGACUACACUGUCGUUCGAACUCAUCAAAUGGGGUUCGGAGUCAAUCCUUCGCAAUAGAGACAUCAACGAGCCCACGAUUCAAGAUGGCCCUUGGGCUAUACUUCCGAUAACAACGGAUAUCACAUGCUACUCGUUCUUAUACCUCGAUAAUGAAGCGCUGGCCGGGCUUUAUCAAUUCAAGCUUCCAAUCAUCGUGCUGGAGUUUGGAACCAUAUCGCAGGAUCACAACCUUAUCAUACUAGUUUUAAGGGAAAAGGGUGACCACUUCGAACGAGUUGGGUUGAUUACCUCACGGGACGCCUUUAAAUAUGGCAAUAAAGAAAAGGACAAUCAGCCAAAGCCAACUGUUUAUAAGGACAAGGGCAGAGGUUGGAUGACCCGGGCACUGAUACCUAAGCCCGAAGACCCUAUCUGGGAGCAGGAACUCAAGAAGGAAACUAUUGUGUUGAAAUAG
Fusarium mangiferae is the source of this 1347-nucleotide messenger RNA. RefSeq lists its product as uncharacterized. NCBI's taxonomy places the organism in Eukaryota, Fungi, Ascomycota, Sordariomycetes, Hypocreales, Nectriaceae. The transcript is spliced from 2 exons. The coding region runs from base 1 to 1347 and encodes 448 amino acids. The record is from RefSeq and is a predicted model, not a curated record.